Molecule: messenger RNA, 3453 nt
Organism: Cololabis saira (Pacific saury)
Lineage: Eukaryota; Metazoa; Chordata; Actinopteri; Beloniformes; Belonidae
Product: disintegrin and metalloproteinase domain-containing protein 19-like
Biological process (GO): proteolysis
Molecular function (GO): metalloendopeptidase activity
Source: RefSeq, a predicted model, not a curated record
AUGAGAGAGUUUAAUGUGGUUGAUCCUUGGCGUUUCCUCAAUCCAGAUCUGCUCUCUUUCUUCGAUAAAAUUGACACUCCUACUCUGGACCAGAGCGUGGCGGGGGGAUUGGAGCGUCCUAUUACAGCAGGGCUGCGCGGAGGAAAGACAGCAACGGCGCGGUGGCUUUCUCAAGGCCGGACCAAGAGGGAGGCGGAGACCACACCAAAGGAUGAGCAUCCAGUCAGCGGGGAAAUAUUGGUGUCAUCCAACGACGUCCAAAUGGUGCUACAAGUGCAACGUAAUCAUGGGCUUCUGGUUCCAGACUUUACAGAGACCUACUACUCGGAAGACGGGCAGCAAGUGACCGUGAGCGAUCACAAUUACACGAACCACUGUUUUUACCACGGCCGUGUCAGAGGACAUCCUGAUUCCUCGGUAGCCGUCAGCACGUGUUCAGGAGUCAGGGGCCUGAUCUUGAACGAGACCGACACCUUCUACCUGGAGCCCAUCAGCACCGGGAACACUUCCCAACAUUUACUACUGAGUGCCGGGGAUCUGCCCAUUACGGCUGGAAACUGUGGCCACGGGCAUCAGACCACCGACAUCUUCAACCUGCUCAGACCGCUUCAUUCAAGGGUUAAGAGGAAUACCUUGGACACAACAAAGUACUUGGAGCUGUACAUUGUGGCAGACAACACACUGUUUAAACGGCAGAACAGGGACUUUGAGAAGACCAAGACAAGGAUAAUGGAAAUUGCCAAUUACGUGGAUAAGUUUUACAAGGCCUUGAACAUCCGUGUGCCUCUGAUUGGUCUGGAGGUUUGGACCGACAGAGAUCAGUGCAUCAUCAGCGAAGAGCCCAACGCCACGCUCUGGUCUUUCCUCCAGUGGAGGCAGAAGCUGAAAUCUCGCAAAAAACAUGACAACGCCCAGCUGCUCACGGGAGUGAUUUUCAAGGGGACUACGAUUGGGAUGGCCCCGUUGGAGGGAAUGUGCAGCCUGGAAAACUCUGGAGGCAUCAACGUGGACCACUCGGAGCUCUCCAUCGGUGCUGCCGCCACCAUGGCCCAUGAGAUCGGUCAUAACUUCGGUAUGAGCCACGACAACGACGGCUGCUGCGUGGAGGCCACGCCGGAGCAGGGAGGCUGCAUGAUGGCCGCGGCCACCGGGAAUCCGUUCCCGCGGGUCUUCAGCAGCUGCAGCAAGCGGGACCUGGCCGGCUACUUCCAGAAGGGAGGGGGCAUGUGUCUCUACAACAUGCCCGACAUGAAGGACCUGGUGGGGGGGAAGAAGUGUGGGAACGGCUUCGUGGAGGAAGGAGAGGAGUGCGACUGUGGAGAACCUGAGGAAUGCACCAACGACUGCUGCAACGCCAAUAACUGUACCCUAAGGGAGGGGGCGCAGUGUGCCCAUGGAGUUUGCUGCAAGAACUGUAAUUUGAAGCAGGCCGGCACCAUGUGCAGGGGCCCGGCGGGGGCCUGCGACCUGCCCGAGUACUGCACCGGAGCGUCUCCUUACUGUCCGUCCAACGUGUACCUGCUGGACGGCUCGUCCUGCCAGUACGGACUGGCCUACUGCUACAACGGCAUGUGCCUCACCCACCAGCAGCAGUGUCUGCAGCUCUGGGGCUACGGAGCUCGACCAGCCCAUGAUGCUUGCUUUGAAGAUGUCAAUGCUGCCGGAAAUGCGUUUGGCAACUGUGGGAAAGAUCAACUGGGCAACUACAUGAAGUGUGAGAAAAGCGAUGCCAAGUGUGGUAAGAUCCAGUGCCACAGCGCUGCCAAGAAGCCCAAAGGCACCAACGCCGUUUCCAUCGACACCACCAUCAAGACGGGCGGCAUCGAGGUGAAGUGCCGCGGCACGUACGUUUACAGCACGCAGGACGGCCAGGGAGACCUGCCCGACCCCGGCCUCGUCAUGACCGGCACCAAGUGUGGAGAGGGAAAGGUUUGCAGUGAUCGCAAAUGCCAGAAGGCUUCGUUCACCGAGCUGGAGACCUGCAUCGCCCGCUGUCAUGGCAACGGGGUGUGCAACAGCAACCAGAACUGUCACUGCAGCCGGGGUUGGGCUCCUCCCUUCUGUGAGAAACCUGGACUGGGCGGCAGCGUGGACAGUGGACCGGUGCAGGAUGACAGUCAGGCGGGGCUGGUGGUGGGGCUGCUGUUUGCCUUCCUGGUGGUCCUCCCUGCCGUGCUGCUGCUCUUCUACUGCUACAGAGUCAAGACCUCCUACUACCACAAGUGGCUUUCCCAGAGAGAGAAGAACAAAAAGCAGGCGUCAGCGGAUAAAGGGAAAAAUGGCCGGCUGAAUCCUCCCUUUCACCUGAAGGUGGUUGGACCCAUCAACAAAGCUGCUGGUCAGAAGGGGCUUCCUCACACCAGCAAAGAGGUGCUGCCUCUCAGACCGGGCCCGGUACCCAACGGCACCCAGCCGGUCAACAUCGUGCGGCCCCUGAGACCCGGCCCGCCCCCCCAGAGUGGUCUGAGACCCGGCCCGCCCCCCCAGGGCGGUCCCCGGGACCUCAAAGUGGGACGUCCAUCUUUACCGGCUAGUAAAGCUCCAACGGCCCCGCCCAAGUCCCCGUCAUCGCCACAGAGACUCAGCCCUCCCAGGAAACCGCUGCCCCUCAACCCAACACGCUCCCCACUGUUGGUGUCUGACGGGCGGUCCAGGUCGUCCCCCUUCCCCCCCCAGAAGCCCCUCCCCCUCAGCCCGGCCAGAGGAGGCUCCACCAACCCGGGCCGGAGCUCCGGCUCCAAACCGUCCUCGUCCUCGGGCCUGUUGGUCAUGAUGCCCCCGGCCGUCGGACCUAAACCUGUGGUUAAAGUCUCAGCAAUCCCCCCUCUCAGAGUCCUCAGACCGGUCCCAGGUGCCAAACCAAACACAGCUUCGCCUUCACCACGAAAAUGACCUUGAUCUUCUGAGGAGGGAGCGGCACAACAGCCUAUUAUUUGCACUAAAGAGACUUCAGCUGGUGAACAACACUGCUGUCACAACUACCAGAGGACAAAAUUAAAACCCGAGACACGAAGAAACAAGCGGGAGUCGCCACUUAGGACUGAAGAUGAAACCUUAGCCAACUCCUCACUCCUCAUUUCUGUCCCUUCCUGUUCCCUAGUGGACUAACUUUGACCACGAUGACGAUGCGGUGUUGCCACGGAGACCUCGCAGACCGAGACAAGUGUUCGCACCGGAGUACGUUACGUUACGUUUGACAAAUCUGUUUUUGAUAGUUUUUUUUAUCUGUUAAUUACGGAAGAGUAUUAGGGCCAGGCAGGAAAAAAAAUAAAAAUAAUAUUUUAGAGGAGCAAGAUUUUUUUUCAUUAUGCACUUCGCGAAAAAAGUCGAAAUGUUGAGAUUAAUGUUGAAAUACAAGUUGAAAUACAAUUUUGUGAAUAAAGUCGAAAUUGUACAUUUCUCGACAUUUCGACUUUUUUCUCGACUUUUCGACUUUUUUCUCAACAUUUCGAC